Limanda limanda (common dab) is the source of this 1410-nucleotide messenger RNA. It is a transcript of the gene coro6, whose product is annotated as coronin 6. The transcript is spliced from 10 exons. The coding region runs from base 1 to 1410 and encodes 469 amino acids. Gene Ontology annotation, biological process: cell migration; actin filament organization. The record is from RefSeq and is a predicted model, not a curated record. Gene Ontology annotation, molecular function: actin filament binding. Lineage: Eukaryota; Metazoa; Chordata; Actinopteri; Pleuronectiformes; Pleuronectidae.
AUGAGUCGCAGCAUCGUGCGGCAGAGCAAGUUCCGUCACGUCUUCGGCCAGACGAUGAAGGCCGAGCACGGCUAUGACGACAUCCGCGUCUCCCGGGUGACGUGGGACAGCUCCUUCUGCGCCGUCAACCCAAAGUUCCUGGCGGUCAUUGUCGAAUCCAGCGGGGGAGGAGCGUUCCUGGUCCUGCCCCUCUCGAAGUCGGGUCGUGUGGGCAAAGACUACCCGCUGGUGGUCGGCCACGCCGGGCCCGUCCUGGAUAUCGACUGGUGCCCGCAUGACGACAACAUCCUGGCCAGUGGCUCGGAGGAUUGCACUGCAAUGGUUUGGCAGAUCCCAGAUCAUUCUCUGACCCGCCCCCUCUCCGACCCAGUGGUGAUCCUGGAAGGACACUCCAAGCGUGUGGGCAUCGUCACCUGGCACCCGACCGCACGCAACAUCCUCCUCACUGCGGGCAGUGAUAACCUGGUAAUCGUCUGGAACGUGGGGACGGGCGAGCCUCUCGUCUCCAUGGACGACCACCCGGACCUCAUCUACAGCAUCAGCUGGAACCGAAAUGGCAGCUUGUUCUGCACCACCUGUAAGGACCGACGGCUGCGUGUCUGCGACCCCCGCAAGAGGGAGGUGGUUGCGGAACGUCUGGCUCCGCACGACGGGAUCCGGCCGAUGAGAGCCAUCUUCACCAGAGACGGGAACAUCUUCACCACCGGAUUCACCAGGAUGAGCCAGAGAGAGCUCGGGCUCUGGGACCCGACGAACUUCGAGGAGCCGAUUGCCCUGUUGGAGUUGGACACGAGCAACGGAGUGUUGUUACCAUAUUAUGAUGCCGAUGCAAACAUGGUCUACCUCUGUGGGAAGGGGGACAGCAGUGUCCGUUACUUUGAGAUCACAGAGGAGCCGCCCUACGUCCACUACCUCAACACCUUCAGCACCAAGGAGCCGCAGAGGGGGAUGGGCUUCAUGCCAAAGAGAGGAGUGGACGUCAGCAAGUGUGAGAUCGCCAGGUUAUUCAAGCUGUUGGACAAGAAGUGUGAACCCAUCACAAUGACAGUGCCCAGAAAAUCGGACCUCUUCCAGGACGACCUGUACCCAGACACAGCCGGGCCCGAGCCCGCCAUGGAGCCCGAGGAGUGGAUGGACGGCCGCGACGAGGACCCGAUCCUCAUGUCCAUGAAGGAGGGCUACGUGCCGCCAAAGAGCCGAGAGCUCAAAGUGGCGAAGAAGAACAUGCUGGACUCCAGACCCACCACCCGACGUAGCCUGUCCACUUUGGACACCAACAGCAUGCCACCUCAGUUGCUCGACAGGUUGCUGGAGGAGAUUCAGAAUCUGAAGGCCACAGUUUUGUCUCAGGAGAAGAGAAUCUGUGACUUGGAGAAUAAGCUUUCGCAGUACACCAAUGGCACUGCCUGA